UAUAAAUUUUAAUCUUAUAUUACAUAAAAAAAUUUAUAAAAUAUCAUAUAAUUAAUAUUAUCAAAUAACUUUGAUAUACAUGUAAAACAUGUGUUAAUAGAAUGCUAUGCGAAACUUAACCUUAUAGUUCUUAUCUCGAGCUAAAAGAAUUUUGUUCUUGAAGAGAGCGCAGGGCUCAAGCUGUAACCAGAGAGAGGAAACGGUAUUGAUAGUAAUCAAGACUACUGGUGUGUGAAAAUGGGACCUGAUAAUCGACUUGAACAAGCGGAAUAUAUGCCAAAAGUUGAUGUCGUAAAAGAUGCGGGGAGACUCAAGUCCACAGACGUGGUUUACAUGAAACGCCUGGAGGAGCAUAACUUGGAGAGAGCAAAGAGAGUACAGAUUUAUCGUAAACGUAAUAGGAUUAGCGGGAUCGUUUUAGGCCUUACAGCUCUUAGCAUUUAUGUUUACACGAUGUAUGCAGUCAAGCAGGAAAAGUUCCUCGAUGAUUUUGAAGUGCCGCAGAAAACGAUUGAGAAGACUGCAUGAGAGAAUUUCCGAUGGAAGUUUAAAUAAAGAAGAUUAUAGUUUGUUGUAU
This is a messenger RNA of Ooceraea biroi (clonal raider ant), 577 nucleotides long. RefSeq names its product Coiled-coil domain containing 56. NCBI's taxonomy places the organism in Eukaryota, Metazoa, Arthropoda, Insecta, Hymenoptera, Formicidae. Gene Ontology annotation, cellular component: mitochondrial inner membrane. The record is from RefSeq and is a predicted model, not a curated record. Gene Ontology annotation, biological process: mitochondrial respiratory chain complex IV assembly.